This is a messenger RNA of Entrophospora candida, 873 nucleotides long. The record is from the annotation of a GenBank genome assembly. NCBI's taxonomy places the organism in Eukaryota, Fungi, Glomeromycota, Glomeromycetes, Entrophosporales, Entrophosporaceae.
AUGCUUUCUCGACGUAAAAUGUCACCAUCUCGGAGAAAACCAUCUAUAACAUCUUCUUCAUCAGAAACAUCAAUAUCAGAAGAAACCAGAUCGAUUGAAUCGGAUCAAAAUUCUAAAAAAUUUGAUUCAACCAAUACAACAUAUUCCACAACCACGAUUGAUACAACAGCUGCAAAACUUUCGCUUACAUGUAAUUUUGGUGAUUUACCCGCAUGGCUACAAGAUAACAAAGACAUUCUAAGAGGAUAUCGUAGACCAACACUUUCUUAUAUAAAAUGUGCAAAGUCACUAUUUUAUCUUCAUAAUGAAAGUGUUAAUAUUUGGUCACACUUGAUUGGAACUAUAAUAUUUAUAAUUCUUGGAUUUGUAACAUAUUUUUCCGUAUUGUCAAGUCAACCAAAUAUUAAGAUAUGGGAUUUUCUUGUUUUUUAUACUUUUUUAUUGGGUGCAAUGAUUUGUUUAGGUUUCUCUUCGACUUUCCAUACUCUAUGUUGCCAUUCUGAAAGAGUUUGUGCUAAUUGGAAUAGAUGUGAUUAUGUUGGAAUUGUCACACUAAUCGUAGGGUCAUUUUAUCCAAUGAUUUAUUAUGGAUUUUAUUGCAACGGUUUAUUACAAAUCAUUUAUCUUACAUUAAUUUCAAUAUUUGGCGCUGCAACUAUUUCAGUCGCAGUUGCCAGCAAAUUUAGAUCACCUGAAUUUAGAUGGUUUCGUACAGGAAUGUUUUUAUCAAUGGGUUUAAGCGCCAUAGUUCCUUUGGCUCAUGCUUUGAUAUUGUAUGGGCCUGGACUUUGCUUUGAUGUAAUAUCUUUAAAAUGGUUACUAUUAAUGGGCGCAUUAUAUGUUGUUGGUGCUUUAAUUUAUGGUGCAAGGUAA